CUUGAUUGUUCGGGGCAGCUGGUGGCGGCGCCCAGCACCCAGCGGCUCCGGGGGGCUCCGGGGGGGGCUCCGGACCGGACCGGACCGGACCACCGGACCCAGGGACCCCGGAGCGCGGGACACGGGACGGGGCAGCCAGCCCCCCGAGGGGCUGGGUCAUGCUGUCCCGCAAGGGCAUCAUCCCAGAGGAGUAUGUGCUGACGCGGUUGGCCGAAGACCCCACCGAACCCCGCUACCGCGCCCGGGAACGGCGGGCCCGCUUCGUGGCCAAGAAUGGCAACUGUAACGUGGCCCACAAGAACAUCCGGGAGCAGGGCCGCUUCCUCCAGGACGUCUUCACCACGCUGGUGGACCUCAAGUGGCACCACACGCUGCUCAUCUUCACCAUGUCCUUCCUGUGCAGCUGGCUGCUCUUCGGCAUGGUCUGGUGGCUGGUGGCCUUCGCCCACGGCGACCUGGACCACCACAGCCUGGCGGCCGGCGGGCCCGGGCCCGGGCCCGGAGAGGCCGGCGGUAACGGGGGCUUCGUGCCCUGCGUGACCAGCAUCCACUCCUUCACCUCGGCCUUCCUCUUCUCCAUCGAGGUCCAGGUGACCAUCGGGUUCGGCGGCCGCAUGGUGACCGAAGAGUGCCCGCUGGCCAUCCUGGUCCUCAUCGUGCAGAACAUCGUGGGGCUGAUGGUCAACGCCAUCAUGCUGGGCUGCAUCUUCAUGAAGACGGCCCAGGCCCACAGGCGGGCCGAGACCCUCAUCUUCAGCAAGCACGCGGUCAUCGCCGUGCGCCACGGCCGCCUCUGCUUCAUGCUGCGGGUGGGCGACCUGCGCAAGAGCAUGAUCAUCAGCGCCACCAUCCACAUGCAGGUGGUCCGCAAGACCACCAGCCCCGAGGGCGAGGUGGUCCCCCUGCACCAGGUGGACAUCCCCAUGGAGAACGGCGUGGGCGGCAACAGCAUCUUCCUGGUGGCACCCCUCAUCAUCUACCACGUCAUCGACAGCAGCAGCCCCCUCUACGACCUGGCGCCGGGCAACCUGCACCACCACGAGGACCUGGAGGUGAUCGUCAUCCUCGAGGGCGUGGUGGAGACCACGGGCAUCACCACCCAGGCCCGUACCUCCUACCUGGCCGACGAGAUCCUUUGGGGCCAGCGCUUCGUGCCCAUCGUGGCCGAGGAGGACGGGCGCUACUCGGUCGACUACUCCAAGUUCGGCAACACGGUGAAGGUGCCCACGCCCACCUGCACCGCCCGCCAGCUGGAGGAGAACCGCAGCCUGCUGGACGCCCUGCCCCUCACCUCCCCCAAGAACCAGCUCAGGAAAAGGAGCGUGGCCGGGGCCAGGGCUAAGCCCCGGUUCAGCAUCGCUCCGGAUUCAUCCUGACGCGUCCGGUCCCCGGGCCGGACCCUAUCCUCCGCCUCGACCCCCACUCUGACCCCACCCCCAAUCUCGGCCACGGGUGGGGGUCCAAUGGGGCCCGUUGUCGCCUUGAGUCAUGGGGUCAAGGACACGGGGGAUGUGAGGCCUCCUUCUCCACCCUGAGACGAGCAGGAGAAAACUGGGACCGCGGGCCUCUCAGCCUUGACUUAUUGAUCCUCGUGGCUCCACCUAUGGCUGGGGUCCUCGGGACGCUGUUGUCCCGCCCGUCUGUCAGCCUGGGGUGUCAUGCAGUAUUUAUCGCACUAUUUAUGGUUGCGCUGCUCACCGCCACUCGGUUAUUUUUGUCUGUGCUUCUCCUGGCCUGGGCUAGGCCGAGCCGGGCUGCCGCCACAAGGGAGACUCU
This is a messenger RNA of Tachyglossus aculeatus (Australian echidna), 1776 nucleotides long. RefSeq names its product potassium inwardly rectifying channel subfamily J member 11 (gene KCNJ11). Gene Ontology annotation, molecular function: ATP-activated inward rectifier potassium channel activity. Gene Ontology annotation, biological process: potassium ion import across plasma membrane; regulation of monoatomic ion transmembrane transport. The transcript has 2 exons. Gene Ontology annotation, cellular component: plasma membrane. NCBI's taxonomy places the organism in Eukaryota, Metazoa, Chordata, Mammalia, Monotremata, Tachyglossidae. Bases 159 to 1376 code for a protein of 405 amino acids. The record is from RefSeq and is a predicted model, not a curated record.